This is a messenger RNA of Clonostachys solani, 2025 nucleotides long. NCBI's taxonomy places the organism in Eukaryota, Fungi, Ascomycota, Sordariomycetes, Hypocreales, Bionectriaceae. The record is from the annotation of a GenBank genome assembly.
AUGUCUUCCCAUGCAAGUGACGAGCAUAUGGACCACCUGGACCAGCAGCAAGGAGACCAUUUCUAUGCACUGGGGACAAAUAACGGAGGGCACGCGCCAAGCUCAGGGGAUGCCGGCCCGCGGACCGCCUGCUUCAACUGCCGUGCCGUGCGACAGAAAUGUGAUCGUAGAACUCCCUGCAAACCGGAAACCGCUGAGAAGCUCCUGGCACGUAUCAAGGAAAGUGCAGUUCGUGACGAGGUCAUUGCUGGCCUGCUGGGCUCACAGUGGGCUCGCUCACAAGCUGCCCUCUCACCGCGUGUCCCGUCGCCACCACUAUUGGAAUCCAAUUCUUUCAACGGGACUCACGGUAUCAGCGCGUCGACAGCAACGGCAUCGGUCGUCUAUGAGCCCUCUCCGGGGCAGCAUAGCCGCUCCGAUUUGAAGGAUUCCCUCGUGUCACCUUUGCAUAUCUUGGCGGCCGCUGUUGCCGCCGACCCAGACCCCACGUGCCACGGCCUCGGCUCUCGCUUGUCUACAACGUACCGUGGCAAGAUUGGGCGGAAGGACAUGGUUGAUCCCAAGGAUGAAAGGCUGGCCAGUUAUUUUGCCCCCCAAACGUUACACAAGAGAGACUGGCAGGUACUAGCCACCCAGUCCAUCGAUAUGCCGUUGAAGCUCGAACCAACAACUUGCGACCCUAUAACGGCAAACCUCAUUGACCUCGACGACGUUGCGUACUACUUUAAACUGUUCUACGAUGUUCGCAACCCACUCGUUGGGCUGUUGGAUCCUGGUCUCCACACCCCUGAGUUCGUCUAUGAAGCAUCAUUCACCCUAUUCUCGGUUGUCUGUGCUCUCGGGUGUGCAAUUUCAUCACGGCCCCGGGACCGUGUCUUGUACCCUGCUCUGAUUAACAUUGCCGAGGGGACCAUGAAAUGGUCCAUUGCCACGUCUGUGAAAACCGUGGAAACCAUCCAAGCGAUCAUCAACCUCCAGUACUGGGCACCUAUACGCGCCAGACAAUCAGAUGACCCGUACUGGCUCUAUCUGAGCCAUGCCACGCAACUUGCCAGGGAAAUUGGGAUAAACAGCCCCAGCACUGUUGCAGAACUAGUCAACGCAGUCUCACCGAACGGGAGCCCCGAGUUUCGAGAGCAGUUGUCCCGCAACUUCGAGAGAACAUGGUUGUAUACCUUUAUCGCGGACAAGAGCUUCGGCUUGUCGACUGGCCGUUCCCCAGGUGUACACUGGAGGGAGUUGCCAGCUGCCGCUCCUGAGUGGUGGCGGAAGCCGAUGACUACCAACUUGGACCAGAUGGUGAGCGGUAUUGCGUUGGCACGAGAACUUCUGCUGGAAUCCCUGGAACAGCGCAACCGGAUCGACCGAACUGCACCGGCUAUCCUCCAUUGGCACACGCACGCCUUCGAAGCUCUGGAGUCCUCCAGAAGCAGCCGAUGUACACCAAACGAUCCGUUAUCUGCUACAUUCCACUCAGUUUUGGCCUUUUAUAUGGAUCACAACCUUCUCGUGCUGAAUGCGCAAGCUCUGAGAGACUUAUCGGCGAUUGACGACUCAGUAAGAUCUGCCGAGUUCUCAACUAUAACUCACAGAACCGUUGCUGUUGCGAAUAGAGUUUUGGACCUUGUGCUGCUCGACAAGACGUUCCGCGAGAUGGCCCUCGGAUUCCACAACAACCAAUUCAUCAUGAUCUGCCAUGCAUCUACAGAGAUUAUCCACGCUGUCAGGCGAGGAUGCCUGACAUCAGCCGAAGCUGCAGAAGCCGCAGCUCGAGUUCGAGCCAUCCCGCUCCAUCUGGAGAAGACCGCACGAAACUUCCACGCCUGCUCCGUCUCACACCUCUACAUAUUCCUCUCGCGCUUCUUCGCCUGCCAGCUCGACAAGCUCCUCGAAGGCGAUACCGGCCAGAACGAGCUGGGCCGCUCCGCAGAUCAGGAUUUCCCCUUCGCGGAGUGGUGGGGGCUGGGCGACAACGUCUCUAUUGACACGGCAGCCUGGCUCGAUAUGGGUGACUAUGCUAUGUAA